Molecule: messenger RNA, 822 nt
Organism: Aspergillus tanneri
Lineage: Eukaryota; Fungi; Ascomycota; Eurotiomycetes; Eurotiales; Aspergillaceae
Product: phosducin family protein
Exons: 3
Coding region: 1-822 (273 amino acids)
Biological process (GO): regulation of G protein-coupled receptor signaling pathway
Source: RefSeq, a predicted model, not a curated record
AUGUCCUCUGCACAAGACGAAUUUAAUCGCCUUGCCCGUAAUAAUCGGGAAAAAUUCUCCACGCAUCCCGAAGACCACGAUAACUCUGACCUUGAUUCCAAUCCCGACUCCGACUACGCCAACAAUUAUCCCCAGUACUCCGACUCCGAAGACCACGAUCCCGCCAUGACACGAACAAGUACCUAUCACGUCCCCAACAUCGUUUUCGACGCCAACACCGGCCCGAAAGGUGUCAUCGCGGAUGCCCAGGCUUUUGAGCGGGCUCGCAAGGGCUCCUUCCGCAGGACCCUGUUCGGGGGUGACUUCUCACGCACAUCCAAGUCCGUCACGGACGACGCAACUCUGCUGCACAAAGCCACGCCGCCGGAUGGUUCGGCUAGUGAAGAUGAGGGCCGGUUCAUACGCAAAUGGCGGGAGUCGCGCAUGGCGGAAUUGCGGCAGGUGCCCAACCGACGGCCAAGUCCCCGUCGGAAACUCUACGGAUCAGUGGACACUGUCGAUGCAGUCGGAUAUCUAGAUGCCAUUGAGAAAGUCCCCUCGGAUACGACGGUUGUAGUUUGUGUUAAUGAUCCUGAGUCUAAGACUAGUGCUCUGGUGGAAGACUGCCUGGGCACAAUCGCUUGUCGUCAGCCUGCUGUCCAUUUUGUCAAACUUCAUUAUGAGAUCGCCGAGAUGGACCACAUCCGGCCUCCCGCAUUGCUGGCCUACAAGGGUGGGGAUGUCUUUGCUACCAUUGUUGAGAUUCCCCAACAGAUUUCCAAAGGGAGAAGCUGCACGGCCGACAGCUUGGAAGAUUUGCUCAAAACGCACCGUGUGUUGUGA